This is a messenger RNA of Batrachochytrium dendrobatidis JAM81, 3660 nucleotides long. RefSeq lists its product as uncharacterized. The transcript has 3 exons. Gene Ontology annotation, molecular function: catalytic activity. The record is from RefSeq and is a predicted model, not a curated record. Lineage: Eukaryota; Fungi; Chytridiomycota; Chytridiomycetes; Rhizophydiales. Bases 1 to 3660 code for a protein of 1219 amino acids.
AUGCAGCCACCACCUAUUCCACAAUCUACCUUUCGUGGUAUGGUGGUUCGUAUGCGUGAAGAGCAAACUGGUCUGGAACGCGUUUAUGAGCAUCACCAUCAACAUCCAGUACCACCUACAACCAACAAACCUCAUGCAGUACAUUCCGAAAAUAAAGUAAAGAAUGCAGACAAAAUGCCACGGUUUAAAGCACAGUCCCUUCCCAUGUUGUCCAAUUCUGACGCCUCUGCACACCAGAUCCGCCAUCCUCAACAUGUGUCCCGUCAGACUGGAUUUGGAAUAGAUGUACGUCCACCAUCUGCAUCUUCUAACAUACAUUCAAAUCGAGAUUCAAAACCAUCUGUAGGUCACCAUACCACUCUUGGUUCAGAAUCACACCUGAAAAGUAUAAACCGUCGUCCAGGUUCAUCUUCCAUAAACCAUAGAGCCAAACCAAAUACAAAGCCAGGCAUUUCGUUGAGUGACAUACCAACAAAAACUGCAGUUAAUUUAGUUGAAACCGCAUUGGAAAUCAAUGGAUCCAGUUCAAAAAGUACAAUUCGGUCGCGUCCUGGUUCGCAGGGCACUCGUAAACUCUCUAUGGAUAGCCAGAGUGAACUAGUACCACCCCACAAUAAGGUCAUACCUACAAGCAAAAGCGUUUCAAAAUUGGACGCUGUUUUGCAUUAUGGUUCUGAGGAUGAAAGUGAUGUGAACAAUAAGGAUCAUGAUCGUCACCAUAUGUCCAAUCGUCGUGCUUCUAACCAGUCUGGUGAUGCUCAAGCAGAUAAACAUUUUACUAGAAGUCGUCCACAGAGUGCUAAAAAGCCUUAUUAUCCACCACCAGAACUACCUUUAUGGAAUAGCUCAACAAAAUAUGCUGCUGGCUCUGAAGAAAAUAUAGAAAAGCUGUUACCACCAACACUUGAAAGCAGUGAUCUGUCCAAGCUAUCUGGAUCACAAAACCAACUAUAUCAAGGUCGUCCUCAACUUGUUGGAAUGUUUAAUUCUCGUAAAGGAAAUUUCUCCAGCAAAACAAGUGCUAUUUCCAAGAGCGUACCACUUUUAACCAACCUAGACACUCUGCAAUCCAUACCAGAUUUGGUGAGCAUCCAAGAAAAAAUGAGUGGACUUGAAGACUCUAUGAAUGCAUCCAUGUCUACCAUAUACACUGCAUCCUCUCGAUUUGAUCAGCGAUCCGAUACACAGCAAGUUGGAAGGUAUCGAGCCACGCCCCUGCAGUGGGAUAUCUACUCUCGUCUUUGUCCAUCCAAAGACGAAAAAGAGUCUCCUACCUAUAUCCCAUUUACAGAAUCACUAUUUAGGAUUUCCCAGGCCUAUCAUAUUACUAACCAUACAUUGGUUCAGCAAGAUAUGGCCAAAUGUAUCAACAAAAUAUGCGCAUUGUAUUCAGUAGUACGCACCAAAUUUUAUCGUAACGAACGCAUUGUAGACGCGGAUAUAGAGGGUAUACUUGAUCCACGAACAUGGCAGGAGCUUCCUUUAGAUGCGUUUUUUGACGUUGUUGAAGCAAGUGCACACCCACAACUCAUGCGCCGAGAUGUCGACAGCAACCAAUGGAUAGAAAGUGUUGCAGAAUAUGCACAGUCGUGGAUGCAGCCAGUUGGAAUCCGUAUGCCUUUUAGCGUUUUAGCCAUCAAGUAUCCUCCAUCAUUGAAAUCAAGUGACCAUCCACUCAACCCACUUGGUCAUACUGUGCUAGUAUUUGCCGCUAGUAUGGCAGUGGUAGACGAGAUAUCAUUGACAUGGAUAGCUCAUGAAUGCAUUCAUCUCUAUAAUCAAUGCUAUCGUUUCUGCAAACUUGAAAAACCUCAAUCUGACAAAAUAGCAUGCAUCGAUACUUACAAAACAAUUGAAACUGAAGAAUUUUUCGAAUUUGCAAACGAUUGUAAACGUGGAAAAAGCGACAUGUCGUUUUGGCGUGAUCAAUGUAUCGAAAUAAAACAAGAUUCAGUUGAGCGAAGUGAAAAGGAUGAUAUCGAGGGACAACUAAAACGACUUGGUAAAGAAAAGUCUGCGCUAAGUAAUUCAGUUGCAAGCUUAAUUAAACGCAAGUCUGAACUUCAGACCGAUUUGAAAGAACUACGAUGUCAAAGAAGCGAGAUCACCAAGAGUGAAAAUGGGGAAGGAGUGAUUUCAACUUAUAUGGAUAGUACGGGAGGUGAAGUGAUACAAAUCACAAAAGAGGCAAAGGCGGCAUUGAUUAAAGCUGUUUUAGGCGAUGAUGCAGCCACAGACAAUGUGAUUGGAUUGCUGGAAAAGCACGAAGUGCCCAAAGAAGCACAACAUAAGAUCAAUGCAACCAAACUCACACUCGAGGGUUUUGCUGCAAUCACAGAAGCAGAUAUCGAGCAUCUCAACCUCAUGUCGCGCGAUAGACGUAAAAUCAUUGCCCUGGCAGAAUUUGUUCGAAACCGUAUUAAAGAUUGUCUUCAUGAACAAAGCAAGGUCAAGUUUGCACUUGAGCGAAAGAUUGCCAAAGCAACACGCGAUUUUGAAAGUGUCUCUGAUGGUCUCAAAUCUACCCAAAAUCUGCUUGAAUCAACUGAUGAUAUGUCGAUUCGACUAAAUUAUAUUUUAAAACCACCCUACGUAGAAACAAAAAUUGCACCCAUUUCACUUUGUGCCUUGUAUGAAUCAAAUUUACCUCUGCUCGAGUCGCUGGAUGCAUCAUCAAAGUGGGGGUAUGUUCCACUCACUGUUUCAUCCGAAACGUUGGAUAACUUACGCCGAUUCAGGGUCAACUGGGCUAUUUCAGUCAAGGCUCGUCAAAAACAAAGGCGCGCAGAUGCCUCUGCUUCAUCCGACAACGAAAGUUUACUAGAGUCUGAAAAAUCUGACGAUGAUGAUCAACCGUCUCGCGCAAACAGUCCGUUAAAAUACUCUGCAGUAACCACAUCAAACGAAGCAGUAGAUGCCACAGUAUUACCUGUUUUGGAAUAUCAUAAGCGCUCAAAACCAAAAUCGGUGGAUGUAGUAUGUCUUACUGCAUUUUCCAUACUUCUCAGACACAUCUCUGGCAGUGAAAAGUAUGUUUUAGGCGUAUCUCAAUCUUACCGUCGUCAUGGUAUUUUUGUCGGUCCAUUGUCAGAUACUGUGCCCAUCAAAAUAGAUGUUAGUAAACAAGGUCUGACAUUUGAUUCCUUGUAUGAAUCGCUGCAUAAAACUCUUCGUAAUGCCAAGCGUCACGGUGUAGCCUGUACUAAUAUGCAAGUUGCUGAAGCGUUUCACCUAUCAGAAAAGCUUGAUGCAAGAUUUGAGUUUAUUAGCUUGCGCGAAUCCAAAGAAUGGAUCAAGAAAGGGCUAACAGUGGCAGAUAUGCUUUGCUGUCGUGAGCCUUGUUUUCAAACCGAUGAAAUUAAUACCAAUCGACUCUGGUCGGACAUUGAACACGAUCAGUAUGAUGUUAAACUUGUGAUUGUCGAAACUUCACAUGGGCUUGAGGGUGGAUUGAAGUUUAUGAAUAGUAGGUUUGAUGAAGAUACUAUUCAAAAAUGGAUGACAAAAUACAUGUCCAUAUUAGAUAGUAUUGAUUAUGGACCUCGCAAGAUUCUUGUUUCCUCACUAAUUUCAAGGCAAGUUGAAUAUUUUACCACACUAUAUGGCAAGGUGGAAGCACGGCAAAUAUCAAUUCAACCGUGUCACUUUACAGCUCCUUGA